Molecule: messenger RNA, 1285 nt
Organism: Penaeus chinensis
Lineage: Eukaryota; Metazoa; Arthropoda; Malacostraca; Decapoda; Penaeidae
Gene: Lipt2
Product: putative lipoyltransferase 2, mitochondrial
Exons: 4
Coding region: 252-932 (226 amino acids)
Biological process (GO): protein lipoylation
Cellular component (GO): mitochondrion
Molecular function (GO): lipoyl(octanoyl) transferase activity
Source: RefSeq, a predicted model, not a curated record
UGCUGUGCUGUAGUGGUUUAUCAUUUUUGAAAACUAUGUAUAUGCAGAGUAAAUUUUAGUGUAUGGAUGCUUCAGGCAUUGGAAAGAAAAUAGUUACAAUAUUUGCUGCUUUGAUAAUUGUGAAGCCAAAUAAGUUGAUAAAUCUGGCCACAGUUUCUAGAAAUAUGCUAGCUAGUACAACAGUCGUUUAAGUAUAUGCGUGCUUACACUUAUCUCUUUCUUUUUGCGUAACUAAGACAUUUGAAAGAAAAAUGGCUAACAAAAUUGUCUAUGUGCAAAAACUAGGGCGUGUUCCUUAUAAGAUGGCUUGGGAUUAUCAGAAGGUAGUUGCUGAGAAGGUGAGACAGAAUGUGAAGUCCAAGAAGGAACCAGGCCACACCAUGCUCUUGCUGGAGCAUGACCCAGUUUACACAACCGGCAUUCGCGACCACGAGUACUCUGCCGAGGAAGAGGCCAAAUUAAAGGCGCUUGGAGCUGAUUUCCACCGCACAAACCGUGGUGGCCUUAUCACUUUCCAUGGUCCAGGACAGCUAACUGCUUAUCCAAUUCUUCAUUUAUCUUCCUUUAACCCAGGGAUCAAGUGGUAUGUGUGUGCCUUGGAAAGAGCUGUAAUUCGCACAUGUAGGUCCUUUGGUAUUGUCGCAGAAACUUCACCCCAUACUGGAGUUUGGGUGAAAGACAACAAAAUUUGUGCAUUGGGUAUUCAAGGUCGCCAUGUAACUACCCAUGGCAUUGCUCUGAACUGCAAUAUAGACCUAAGUUGGUAUGGUAAUAUAACACCAUGUGGCAUCCCAGAUAAAGGUGUUACAUCAAUGAGUAAAGAGAUAGGCAGGGAUAUUACCAUAGAUGAAGUUGUCCCCCAUUUCCUAAAAUCUUUUUCAGAAGUCUUCAAAUGUGACAUUGUCAUUAAUGAACAGGGUGCUAAACUCUGAUUAGUUACUAUGCUCAGUGGAAAAGCUGCUUGUGCUCCACUGUGACAUGCCGACCCAUAUGAAUGCAUGUUAUGGCUAUUUAGUAUGCAAAACUUUAAUUUUGUGUCUGGAUAGAAUAUGCCACACUGUUGGACAUAAGAUUUUUUUACCAUUGAAUAUAGGUAAUUACUUGAAGAACUGAAUUAUGCAGAGGCUAUAUAAAUAUUUUGAUAAUGUUUACAGGAUAGUGAUCUUAAAGUGGCAACAAGUUUUCCAUAACUGCAGGGUGUUUAAAAUUAAAUUGGAUGAACAUAUUUGUAGAAAGGUGUCUAUAAUGUAUAUGUAAUCAAGUUGUAAAUAAAAAUUGUACUUAA